Electrophorus electricus (electric eel) is the source of this 3568-nucleotide messenger RNA. It is a transcript of the gene mmp14a, whose product is annotated as matrix metallopeptidase 14a (membrane-inserted). Gene Ontology annotation, biological process: skeletal system development; zymogen activation; extracellular matrix organization. Gene Ontology annotation, cellular component: extracellular matrix; plasma membrane. Gene Ontology annotation, molecular function: metalloendopeptidase activity; zinc ion binding. NCBI's taxonomy places the organism in Eukaryota, Metazoa, Chordata, Actinopteri, Gymnotiformes, Gymnotidae. The record is from RefSeq and is a predicted model, not a curated record.
UGUUCUGAAGGAUACCACAGGAGACUUAACGCGCAACCACGUCUGCAACUUCUCAAACACGAUAAAGACAGUGGAGUGAUCGGAGACAAAGACAUACGUUCAGACAAGAUGAGACACGAUAACCUAUAGAAUAGUACUUUAAUGAUGUUUAGGACGUUUUCCCGCAUUUACAUAGUACUUUUCUAAAAGACUUUUUACAUACCCGAAAGCAUUCACUUGUGGUGACUUUUUAAUAUAAGCCUACAUAGGAUAUUUUAUUUACAGAAUCGGAUAUUGUUCAUAUUCGCUAGGACACUCAAGAACAGUUUUCAGGAUUUUUUUCCCCCACGUUUUGGAAUGAAUUUUACUUAGGGAAGCGUACCAAACGAAAGUCGGACUGUAAACGUUGUUUUAGGCCAGGGCACCACGUUUUUCCGUGUUUAGGUUUUUGAGGGCUGACUUGGCCGUAUCGCACUUUUAGGAAUGUUCAUGAACAUUGACUCGUUCCGUCGGCUACUGCUGCUGGCACUGGCUAGUGCCCUCGCCGCUCCGAGUGGAUGCGGGAAAGAAAUCAGACCAGAGGUGUGGCUGCAGCAUUAUGGAUACCUUCCUCCCGGAGAUGUGCGGGCACAGGCAAUCCGGUCACCUAAAUCCAUCGCCACUGCUGUCUCUGACAUGCAAAAGUUCUAUGGUCUCACUGUCACCGGAACCAUGGACCCGGACACACUCAGGGCGAUGCAAAGGCCACGCUGUGGGGUUCCAGAUAAGUUUGGAACAGAACUGAAGAGCAACCUGAGGAGGAAACGCUAUGCCACCCAGGGCCUGAAAUGGGGCAAGAAUGAGAUCACCUUCAGUAUCCAGAACUACUCUGCUAAAGUGGGUGAGCAUGCCACGUAUCGGGCGAUCCGGAAGGCUUUUAAGGUCUGGGAGUCGGUGACACCACUGACAUUCCGUGAGAUCCCUUACAGCCAGAUCAGAGACAAGCCUGAGAAGUUCGCUGACAUCAUGCUCUUCUUCGCUGAUGGUUUCCAUGGUGACAGCACACCUUUUGAUGGUGUGGGAGGCUUCUUGGCUCAUGCGUACUUCCCCGGCGAAGGGAUAGGGGGCGAUACGCACUUUGAUGCGGCUGAGCCAUGGACGACCGGCAACGUUGACCAAGGAGGCAAUGACGUGUUCCUGGUGACAGUGCAUGAGCUGGGCCAUGCACUGGGUUUGGAGCACUCUAGCGACCCAUCAGCCAUCAUGGCACCUUUCUACCAGUGGAUGGACACAGAGAACUUUGUGCUGCCCAAUGACGACAGACAAGGAAUCCAGCAGAUUUAUGGUCCUGGGUCAGGAGAUGUGCCCAGACCUCCUGCCCCUCAACCCACACGGAAGCCGGCCGGACCCUCCUUCGGGCCUGACAUCUGUGAGGGACACUUCGACACCAUCGCUGUCCUUCGAGGCGAGAUGUUUGUCUUUAAGGAGAAGUGGUUCUGGCGGAUGCAUGAUGGGAAGAAGAAUAACCCCAUGCCCAUCGGACACUUCUGGAAGGGUCUGCCCCCCUCCAUCAACGCUGCCUAUGAGCGUGCUGAUGGGAAGUUUGUUUUCUUUAAAGGUGACAAGUACUGGGUGUUUAGUGAGGCCAUUAUGGAACAGGGAUACCCCAAAACCUUCAAGGAGUUGGGCACCGGCCUUCCCAGAGAUAAGCUGGACUCUGCACUCUACUAUACCCCAAAUGGAAACACCUACUACUUCAGAGGAAACAAAUAUUACCGCUUCAAUGAGAAUACACGUUCUGUUGAUGCAGGCUACCCCAAACCUAUCAGUAUGUGGCAAGGAGUGCCCGAUGGUGUCAAAGGAUCCAUUAUGAGCGACGAUGGAGCCUACACCUACUUCUACAAAACCAACAAAUACUGGAAGUUCAACAACCAGCAACUGAAAGUGGAGUCCGGCUACCCCAAGUCUGUCCUGACCGACUGGAUGGGCUGUGAGUCUACAGUGGAGCAUACUGAAGAGGAAGUGAUCAUCAUCGAGGUGGAUGAGUCACCGAGUGGUAUUCCCAAGCUGGCAGUGGCUAUUGUGAUCCCCAUCCUCCUAUUGGCUUGCGUGCUCAUCACUCUGGGAGCUCUCCUGUUCUUCCGUCGUUACGGAACCCCGCGGCGUCUUCUUUACUGCCACCGCUCCCUGCUGGACAAAGUCUAGAGACGGAGGGGUGAGGAGAGGGAGGGACAGAAGCGUUAUUGGGACGACGACUAUAAGGACUUGCGUUUGCGGUUGAUUACAGAACCACAUGGAGACAAAGAGGAGGAGGAUGCAGUGAGCGAGGGAUGAAGAAGUGAAGCAACUGAAAAAGGGAACAGUGCAUUUUGUAUUGUUAUUCGUAUGCCUCUGUUGGUAUAAACAGACUCAUAAAGGAGAGAGAGACACAGAGAAGAAGAGGGAGCCAGCCAUUGAAAAACCUUAUUUUUAGCCCCUCUAAAGCACUUUUAUAUUGUUUCAUCUCUCCCUCUUCCUCUCUUUAAAUCUCUCUCCCAAAUCAAAUGACUCCAGCCACAGUGCUGUGUGAAUGAGUGCUUUUGUUUUGUUUUGCUUUCUUAAAUUUUCAUUUUAUCUUUGGUUUUAGCUCAUAAAGGUUUGUGCUAAAUUUUCCCAUGCUUGUUUCCAGGGAAACCUUGUUUCCUAGCCUUUCCUUCAACAGUGCCUCACACGUCUCAGGUGACACAGUGCCUGCGUUUGGGAGGAUGACCAAGAUGGUCUGUUUUCCCCUGUUGUCCAUAGACAUGCAUGAACGUGAGCUACAAUGUUUGACUCCUGUGAAUGUUGCCUUUAAGAAACACAGAUUGGUAUUUUCAAUAGUAGGGACUGCUAUAUUAGAAAGGGUAGAAGUGAAAGGUCAGAGUUCAGGGAGGGAGUGUGGUUCAGCUCUAGAGAUGAGGCCAGUCUGUAUUUACACCUAGAGAGCAGAGCUGUCUUGCAGGUACAAAGCCAGAUAUUAAUGUUAUUAAGUGUUUGUUACCAUUUACUAUUGUUAUUAAUGUUAAUUAAUGAUUGAUGUUGUUGUUAUAACUAUGAUUAUUAUUAUUAUUGUUCUCCAUAUGUCCUUUUUAACUUGUUUGUCAUUUUAAGUCCUGCUGGACAGAGGCAGAAUGUGACUGGUAUCAAAAUGAACCAGUUUUUUAAUGUUAGAAACAUCAGGUUCUUGCAUCAGAUCUCACAACAGAUUGGUGUAAUUGAUUCAGAAACAUAGAAACACCAUUCAAGCAUUGGCACGCUGGCAGGCCAAAAGUCCCUUUCAAACAGUAAUGUUUACUUGCUUUCAGACAAAACUGUAAUUGGAUUGGGUUUGUUGUAUUCACAUGGUUCGUUCUUGGAAACCUUCCUUCUUCCGUCUUGUUCUCAUGGGUGAAGCAAACAUGUCUGAAAUGGAUUAAACCUGUUUCUAGAAAAAAUAAAAUGGUGCUAUGUAUUUCUUGAAUACACACACAUCCUCAUCAAAGUGUAAUUAGUCUUAACAAUGAUAAUGAUAAUGAUAUUUAUAAUGAUAUAAAGUGAUUCUUGGUUGUUUAGAACUUUUUGUAUUUUGGGAAUAAACUAUAUAAUAAAAGUA